AUGUCUUCACAAUCCAGCGUCACGUAUCAAAGGUCACAGUUCACAGCCAUCAGCUUCUUACUCUUGAUUCUUAUUGUCGAUUAUUCGUAUUCAUUUCCAACGAUUGAUGCGUCCAAUGAUGAACUUCUUGAAAGCUAUGAAUUACCGAUGAAAAGCAAACGGCUCAGUAGACAUGCGCUCAUCAAAUUGAUUCUGCAGAGAGGCUGUCGACCAACCGAUCACUUUUGGUUUCGGUCGGUGGAUUCGAUAGUCGGUCUUCGGUGGCCACCGGCUGAAAUUCAGUGGCCAUCGAUUUUCAGUGCCAAUGACAAACACCGAACAAUGGCAGAACGUGGCUGUUGGUCGAUGGCCACCUAA
Molecule: messenger RNA, 357 nt
Organism: Anisakis simplex (herring worm)
Lineage: Eukaryota; Metazoa; Nematoda; Chromadorea; Rhabditida; Anisakidae
Source: the annotation of a GenBank genome assembly